GCUGUUCCUUGUCGGUAAACGCUGCCACUCAGACGUAAAAAAACAUACCUACCAAACACACACACACACACACACAGAGUCCUCUCCCCUCUCCCCUCUGUUCUGCUUUAUUAUAAGCAUCUAUAACAUCAGCAGCAGCAUUCCCAAUGCCGGCAAAGCGCAACGCAUCCGCUUCUCGCAGCCGCAGCCGCGGUCGAAGGGCGCGCUCAGCGUCCACCUCGCGAACUCCCGCCCGGUCUCGUAGCCGCCGCUCCCCCGUCGCUGCCGCUGCCGCCGCCGUGGCUGCUCUGCCGGGGGCGGUGAAGUCCGUCUUCCAGAAGCCGAAGGCGACGCCGCCGACGUCGAUGUGGGAGGCGGACGCAAAGUUGAUGGACGCGAUGAGCUCCGGCCGCUCGAACUCCCGCUCCACCGGUGUGCGUAAGCUAUUCCGUGGCAAGAAGGGUCGUGUCUGGGGGUUCUGGGUGGCCAUUAUUAUCUUCCAGGUCAUUGCGAUUGUGUGGGCAAAGUGGGCUAUUGACAUGUACAAGCAGUACCGCAACAAGGUGCACUGA
Messenger RNA from Leptomonas pyrrhocoris, 551 nucleotides. RefSeq lists its product as hypothetical. Bases 147 to 551 code for a protein of 134 amino acids. The transcript has a single exon. Lineage: Eukaryota; Euglenozoa; Kinetoplastea; Trypanosomatida; Trypanosomatidae. The record is from RefSeq and is a predicted model, not a curated record.